Pedinophyceae sp. YPF-701 is the source of this 1524-nucleotide messenger RNA. NCBI's taxonomy places the organism in Eukaryota, Viridiplantae, Chlorophyta, Pedinophyceae. The record is from the annotation of a GenBank genome assembly.
AUGGACAAGCUGAAGGAGUCGUAUGGGGAGUACAAGUUCAAGUGCGGGACGGACGACGACGGCUACCCGGUGCGCAUGAAGUUCAAGUACUUCUGGGAGUACGCGAGGAGCGACAGCAAGCAGGACGACUCCCCGCUGUACGUGUUCGAGGGCUCCUUCCACGAGCGCGAGGGCGUGAGGGAGCUCACGAAGGACUAUUCGGUGCCGGACCUCUUCAACGAGGACCUUCUCAAGUUCGUCGGCGAGGGAAGGCGACCACCGUAUCGCUGGAUCGUGAUCGGCCCGCCCAGGUCGGGCACCUCGAUCCACGUCGACCCGCUGGCGACGAACGCGUGGAACGCCCUGCUGUCGGGGCACAAGCGGUGGGCACUGUUCCCGCCCGACACCCCCGUGGAGCUGAUCAAGCCCGUGGGCGUGGAGAAGGAGGCGGCGUCGUGGUUUGCCAAAGUGUACCCGCGCACGCAGGCCCGCGACUGGCCCACGCACCGCCCGAUCGAGGUGCUCCAGCGGCCCGGCGAGACAAUCUUCGUUCCGUGGGGCUGGUGGCACGUGGUGAUGAACCUGGACAUGACGGUUGCCGUGACGCAGAAUUACACGGCCUCGAGCAACUUCCCGUGGACGUGGCGGCACGCGCACAGAAGCAGGCCGAAGAUGGCGGCAAAGUGGCUCAGGUUGCUUCGCAAGCAUCGCCCGGACCUGGCCAGGGUCGCCGACGACAUCGACGCUCGCGGCGACUACGGCUGCGUGGACGCGAGCUCGUGCAGCUCCUCCUCGAGCUCUGAGAGUGAGAGCGACGAGGAACUUGCGCCGCCAGCCUCGGUGCGGAACGUGCGCGAGGUCGGGUGCGAGAAGCAGAGCGACAACUCGACCUGCGAGCGGCAGCUGUCGUCGGGGUCCGAGCGCGGCAGCAGUCGCCAGCGCAGCGACACGUGCCGUGUCGAACACCCGCCUGGCAAAGCAGCAGCGUACAAACGGGCACGUUCCGGGCCCACGUGGCACACCUCAGUCACGCAGGGACCUAGCGGCGUGGAGGGACUCUCCGGGCCUGGCCCGUCGGGCGCCCGCGAGCCUGCGACGGGCGUCAUCGGCGAGGACACCACGCUGUCGGGCGUGUGGCUUCCAGCAGAGCCGCGCUCUUCGAAGGAGCUGGGCGACCUGGUGACCGCGUGGGGUCACCAGCAGGCCAGGCGCGCAUGCCUGCUGAAGAGCAUCAUCAUGGAGCGGCUCCCGGACAGCGCCCGCCGCGACCUGCUGGACGCGCUGUCGCACGCGGAGGACACGGCGCGCAGCAUCGAGGAGGUGUUGGCCGCGGGCGGGGGGUCGGAGCGGUUGCUGGAGCGGAUGGCUGCGGCGGCCGACCGCGUGCAGGACUACUACGCGAAGCUGUCGCGCGUCCUGGGCGCGAUCAAGGCGCCGCACGUCGGUGCGGGGGGGGACGCGGCCGCGGCGGCCCACGUUGCGGCGAUGAUGACGAACGCCUCGUGUUUGCUCAAACUGCUGCGCUGCGUCAAACUCGAGGGCUGA